Messenger RNA from Drosophila elegans, 1539 nucleotides. RefSeq lists its product as uncharacterized. Bases 517 to 915 code for a protein of 132 amino acids. The record is from RefSeq and is a predicted model, not a curated record. Lineage: Eukaryota; Metazoa; Arthropoda; Insecta; Diptera; Drosophilidae. The transcript has 4 exons.
UUAUAUGUAUAAUUUUUACAGAGCAGGGACUGAUUUUACAAUGUCUUGUUACUAAUUUUUUUGCAGUUAACAGUUUUAGGCACAGAAGUUUCAACAUAGAAGUACACCCAGAAAAAAGUAGAACGAAUAAUUUUAGCACGAACGUUCUUGAAAAUCGGCCGAAUAAUUCUUAAAAUUUUUAGGACGAACGUGUACAGAAUAAGUACGGGUCAUACUUGAUAAUAGUAUUUACAAUUUUUUUUUUUAACACACAGAGAAAAUAUAUUUUAUAGCUUUAAUUCUGAUUAUAAUAUCUAUAAAUAAUAACAGAAUUAUAAAAAAAGCAUUUAAAUCUAUAAAUUAAGCAUUUUUUCACUAGCAGUCAUACGAUUAUACGUUAAUUUUGUACAUUCGAGCACAUUUGUGUAUAUCGAUGUGUAUCGAUCGAUAUCUUCUUUUCGGCUAGUCGAUCGAAAAGCUGCCUUACUUUAAAACGAGAAGUGCGCAAGUAAGAGAUCCGAGUCGCAGCGUAAAAAAAUGGAAAGAGAAUCGCCCAAAAAGCUAGAGGACGCGUUGGAAGAAAUGGGAAUGCAGGGUGUGCUGCCGUACCUGCAGGAAGCUGGAGUGACUUUGUCACUAUUAGAAAGUGUGACAGAGGAGGAGCUAAAGGAAGCAGUUCUCCAAUUGGGACUGCGUAUGCUAUUCAAGCGGAAGCUUACAAUUUGGAGAGAAAAAAAUAAAAUUACCAAGGUCAGCGCAGGCCAAAACGAAAACGAGACCACUUUUGUGCUCCACAAGAGCAUUCGUUCGAUUAUAGAGGCGAAGGAGCAUGGAAAAACGUUAAUUAAUAAAAGGAAUCUUGUUCAGGUGGAUAGAAUCUGGCUGAUCAGCGCAAUAGUUGAGGAAGCCAUCAACAACAAUUUAAUAAUUUGUUAAAGGAAAAGUUUUCGGACUGCAACGAAUUCCAUUUGUAUGAUAUAUUAAUUUUUAAAGGAACUCGGUACAAAAUCAAUUACUACUUAGGUGUAAUAUUAAGUGAUUUUGAGUUAUUUAAAAUUAAUUUCUAUAUGCCAACCAAUUAAAAUUACAAACAUUGAUAAACAUUUUCGCGCAUACGUAAUUGGCUCUGCUAAAGAAUAUUGUAUUAGAAAGUUAAGUGAAUUCGAUACUGCUCCUUUGCAUUUAUAUCCUGUAAAUAAUAAUAAAACUCUUGUUCGUAUUAAAUAUGUAUAAGCUUCUUAAGACAAAUUGUUCUUAUAUAUGUCAAAAUAUACAAUACAAAAGUUGUACUUUAAAAUAUUAAGAAGUGAAUCAGAUACUCAAAUACUUUUCAUUAUGAAAUUAUAUUCUUAAGUUAAAAACGUUUUAUACUUAAGAAAAGAAUUGUUUAUUCUUCAAAUAAAUAUUUAUUUCUUGAAUAAAACAUGAUUUGUUCUUAAAUUAAAAAUAUUCAUUCUUUAUUAAAGAGGGUUUGGUUCUUAAAAGAAGAAUGGUUUACUCUCCAAAUAAGAAUAUUUGUUUCUUACAUGAAAAAUACUUCGUUCUUGAAUAUAAGAGUAU